Molecule: messenger RNA, 1109 nt
Organism: Polistes canadensis
Lineage: Eukaryota; Metazoa; Arthropoda; Insecta; Hymenoptera; Vespidae
Gene: spab
Product: prohormone-3
Exons: 6
Coding region: 322-1008 (228 amino acids)
Source: RefSeq, a predicted model, not a curated record
AUAUAGGGUGCGCCUGUAUGACGGUUACGGAAAGGUGAAUAGUGGUACAAGUAUAGAUUACCUAAGGUUCCGAGGAUUCAGCUCAGUCCUCCAGCAAACAUCAAAGAGGACUUGUUGAUCUCACCGAGCUGAUCAAAAAGUGACUGAUCCUCGCCACAAUCAAUUCACACAUCGAAUAAUAAAUUCUAUCGACUCUAAUCUCGUCACUUUUCUGCUAGAAGGAAGAUUCAUUCCCUCAGCAAGCUAGUCUGCUUUAAAAAACAAAUAAAAAAGUUACCGCGAGAUAACUAAUACUACUUCAAUAAAAGAAGCAUAAAAAAUAUGAAGAUGCAAGCUGGUAUCGCGAUCACUAUGAUAGUUAUGAUGAGCACGAUGCACUUCGGGGCAAAUGCAUGGGGUGGACUUUUCAAUCGAUUCAGUCCUGAAAUGUUAUCUAAUCUCGGUUAUGGUGGACAUGGUGGUUACUUGAGCAGAUCUAGAUUAUUACAGGGACCCCUUUCGGGAGGUUAUGGGAAUUCUUAUGGGGAUUCCCUGGAAGAGGAAUCCGACGAUCCCUGUUACGAGAAAAAAUGCACAGCCAAUGAACAUUGUUGUCCUGGUUCGAUCUGCGUCAACGUUGAUGGCAUUAUCGGAACUUGCCUAUUUGCUUACGGACUAAAACAGGGUGAAUUGUGCAGAAGAGAUAACGAUUGUGAAACAGGUUUGAUGUGUGCUGACGUAGCAGGGGGUGAAACUCGAUCCUGUCAACCACCUGUCACUUCGAACAAACAAUACAACGAGGAGUGUAACAUGUCCGGUGAAUGUGAUAUUGGUCGUGGAUUGUGUUGUCAAUUGCAAAGGCGACAUCGACAAACUCCAAGAAAGGUUUGCUCAUAUUUCAAAGAUCCAUUGGUAUGCAUUGGCCAAGUUGCUACGGAUCAAAUAAAAUCAAUCGUACAAUACACUUCCGGUGAGAAAAGGAUCACUGGACAAGGGAAUCGUCUUUUUAAACGAGUACCCUUCGCCUAAACUAUUUCUUCCUUGUCAUUGGUUACCGAGGAGGAGAAUAAUUGGGUUAAGAUAAAUUAAAAUGAAACGAUGGCGAAGGAUUAAAAAAAAAAAAAAGAAAA